This is a messenger RNA of Trichoderma virens Gv29-8, 1716 nucleotides long. RefSeq lists its product as uncharacterized. The record is from RefSeq and is a predicted model, not a curated record. Lineage: Eukaryota; Fungi; Ascomycota; Sordariomycetes; Hypocreales; Hypocreaceae. The annotation marks the transcript as partial. Gene Ontology annotation, biological process: rescue of stalled cytosolic ribosome; ribosome-associated ubiquitin-dependent protein catabolic process. The transcript has 2 exons. Gene Ontology annotation, cellular component: RQC complex. Gene Ontology annotation, molecular function: protein binding.
AUGUCGACAAGACAGCUUAGGAAGCUACAGAAGCAGAGGGAAUUGGAAGCAAAGACUCUCCAUGAAUCCGAAGGCAGUGAUGGCGAUGCAGAGGAUGACGAUAUCGCUCCUGUAGUGGCAAAACCUCGGGCGAAUUUGUUUGCUGCGCUGGGGGGUGAGGAUGAGGAUGAGGAUGAAGGCGGCGACGAUGUCGAGGAGAACCCUGAGCAAGCAUCAGCACCAGAUGCUCCUGUGGAAGAGCCUGUUGCUGUAGCUUCUAGCCGGAAAAAUAAAAAGAAGAAGAAGAAGAGCAAGAAGAAGACGGCUGCUCCGGCCCAGGAUGUCGAACAGAGCGAGGACGAUGAGAUCGACAGAGCCCUCAAGGAACUGAAGAUUGAGCAGCGGCCCCAAGCAGGAUCUGUCACCAGCAAUGCUCCUACAUCCCAAGGUCUCUUCAAGAUUAAUCUUUAUAAUCUCAAGGCCAUAAAUGAGAUGCGGAACCUGUUCGGCAGAGAUACGAUUGAAUCGGCAAACGCAGAAGAAGAGGAGCAGCGCCGUGGGGCACGCCAGGGAAUCAUGCCGCAACAGGUGGACUUGGAGACCUUUCUGAGAGGACCACCAAACGCCCGCAAGCUCCCUGAAGUGUCUCGAAGACGUAACAUCUUUAUCCAAGGAAGGGAGCAUUGGCCAAUGAGCACCACUGGGGGUUUGUCCUUGAAAGAACUCGGCAAGACUGCUGAUGGAAUCGAGUAUACCUAUGCGCAUGCCGCGGAAUAUGAUGAAAUCCAGGCCUUGUUUUUUGCACAAGUGCAAAUGGGAGAUCCUAUGAGAAUGGUGCAUCUUCUCAGCCAAUUUCCAUACCACGUCUCAACAUUACUGCAAGUAAGCAGUGUAGCAAAGCAAGAUCAGAACAUGGCACUCGCUGCAGAGCUGUGUGAGCGCGCCUUGUUCAGCUUCGGACGAGUAGCCCCCUCGUCCUUCAAACAGAGUCUCGAACAAGGAAUGGCUCGGAUGGACUUUAGGAGACCAGAGAACCGUCAGUUUUGGCUGGCAGGGUACCACUACAUCAGGAGCCUCAUAAGAAAAGGCACUUAUAGGACGGCACUGGAGUGGGCCAAGCUUUUCUACUCUCUAGACCGUAGCGAUCCUUAUGCGAUGAGGCACUUGAUUCACUUCUUAGCCAUCAGGGCGCAUGAAUCGAAGUGGCUUCUCGAUUUCUUACACCAUCUAGAGACAGAGGGCGGCCGGGACGACACGGUAUAUAUCCUGCAGAGCCGAGUAUUGGCGAUGCUGCAGAUGGGCGACCACCAGCAGGCAAGGCAGUAUCUCAUCGAGGGCAUGCAGCGAGUGCCCUGGCUAUACUGUGCACUAUUCCAAAGCCUGAAUGUCGAUACCCCACCGUCUGUCUGGGGCAUCCAUUACGAGACGGAGACGACUGAGUUCUGGGUGAAGUUGUACCUAUAUCAGUCUAAGGACUUGUGGAACAAUCCACAGGCAACACAGCUUUUACUGGAUGUGGCCAAGAGUAUUGACCGGGUAGACGCGAAGUCACUACCAAAAGACGAGCAUCCGAUUGAUUUGGACGUGGCCCGAAUGGCCUACAUUGACGGGCAGACGUCUCUCCUCUCACUGGUACCGCGGAGCAUGCUGGAACAACAACCCAACUACGAAUUCGAUCCCCUGCCGCCGGCAGAGAAAGAUAAUAUCUUCACGGGAGAAGGAUGCAGGCUCCCUUGG